Messenger RNA from Porites lobata, 2210 nucleotides. The record is from the annotation of a GenBank genome assembly. NCBI's taxonomy places the organism in Eukaryota, Metazoa, Cnidaria, Anthozoa, Scleractinia, Poritidae.
AUGUUCGUAUUUUUUGUUAUUAAAGAUUUUUCUUCUAUUGUAACUGCAACUUUCCUGAGCAUCAAGCUUUACCUUACUCUACGACGCCACAUGAAUCAAAUUCAGCUCACCCAAGUUGCGCGGAAUGAGCAAGGCGAAAGUGUUCAAAGAAAAAGGACAUCUGCGAUGGCAUCGCAUUACGUGUAUUUGGUUUUCACAGUUUGCCAUUUACCUAAUAUUUGUGUGUUAAUUAUCAUCGCUUCCACUUCCGAACCGAGGAACGAUCUACAGCAUUUGCAUUCUUAUACUCUGAUCCUGUUGUUUCUUAAUUCAACCCUUAACCCACUGAUCUACUGCUGGAAAGUGAAACAGAUUCGACACACUGUGAUAGCCACACUGCGAAAUAUAUUGUCAAGACAUCAGUUAACGAAACCUUUGGGAGGAUUCAGAACGCCUUAUCAAGUACAAACCGGCGUCAAGCAGUUCAACCUGCGGGAGAUGACGGCAUUUUCAAGUUACACUAACUACACAAAAUUUAAGAGAGCUUCAGUGUGAUGUGUCUUGCGUCUAAAACUAUUUCACCUCUUUUCACCUUCAAAAUAUUAUCUAGUUAUGAAAAAUAUCACAGAUUUCAUGACUGUCUAAGAAACAACAACUAUUUUCAACCCUUAUCUUGGGAGUUGUAAGUCGUUAUUGCAACGCCAAAGACCGCACGUCAUUAGCUUUCCAGUAUCAGCGCAUUAGGCGGCAUAAUAUUGAAAGUAGUCAAGAAAUAGCGAAUUUAAUAAAAAACGCUAUACUUACCUUAUUCUUUCAAGAUUUUAUGACUGAGAUCAACACCGCUAUGCACUAAAAUUGUUCGGACGGGUUUUCUACAUCGAGAAUUGCCAUUUUAGAGUAUUUUGCAACAAAAACAGAGCAGGAACAUAGCCCUGCAUGUGUUCUCUCAACAUUUCCUUCGACCGGCGGAUGCGAUAAGGCGGCUCCAUGCAACGGAAAAAUGUUUGGACAAGGUUAACGGUGAUUUGAUUAAUUUUGGGGUGGAAACCAAACUGAUUGCUUUCUUUUGAUUUCUAAUUGCUUUGAAAAUUACACAUAAAACACAAAAAGCAAUCGUACAGAGCGUCUUUACAACAAGUGAGACCGAGUAAAAUAUACUAACAUGUUCAUCCAUGUAGUUGGGUUAAAAGAAUGACGAGGAAAAAUUUAUAAAGGUAACUAUUCUAAACAUAGUUGAUCCAACAGCCUUAGUUUAAGUUCAAAUAAUAAGCAGCACGCCACAUUGCUAAAUAUUUUAAUGAAUUUAGGUUUAUAUCAGAGAAUACGGAGGACAGAUAGGAUUUCGCCUCUUUUCCGCAUUUCGGGAUACAGUGUAAAAUAUAUGAUAGCAUAUAACGCCGACAGUGGUAAAACUACAAAUAUAUAUACAUAUAUAAAAACUUUAAUUAUGACUUACUGUCAAAGGUGGAAAAAAAAAUGAUGGACAAGUUGGUUUUCCGAUGAUUACGUUGAACUGAGUUUAAUUUGUUAAACAAAACCCCUGUUUUCUAAUUGCUUUAAAGCUUAAAUAUGGAAACCAAUAUUCAAAACAAUUUUACAACCUGUUCAAGUGACAACAAGGAAGACAUCUCUUUUGACACACAAAGAAGAAGCCGCUUGUUAAAAGGAAACUUUUUGUCUCUACUCUGUAAAAGAGAAAUCUUGGUCAAAGUUAUCCUCCUAAUCAAAGGCUAGCUUAUUGACCGUUGGGGACAGUGCACAAUAACUUAUUCUACUGCAAUAUCUUGCUUUACGACAAAUUCAAGAAAGGAUAACAAAUGGAUUCCUCGUACCUCACACUGAGCCUUUUAAACGCAUUUUUAUCUUACGCCGCCACCAUGCUAAACAUUGUUACAAUCCACGCGAUCAGAAAGACUCCGUCUUUGUCAAAAAAUUUAAAAGCAUUGCUCUUGAGUCAGGCCUUUUCUGAUCUUGGUGUCGGAUUGCUGGCUCAGCCAAUGUAUGUUGCACGUCUUAUUAUGGAGUCGAAGCUAAACAGUGGGGCUAACAGUUCUUAUAAUGCCAUCUAUAUCGCGUACCUUAUUCCGACCAAUUUAUUUACUCUCGCUAUGUUGUUUCUCAUUGUUAUUCUGUGCGCUGAGAGAUUCGCGUCCGUUCAUUUUUACCUUAGUUACCAUGAACUUGUGACACAAACGCAUUGUCGCCGUUGUCGUCUCAAUUUGGUCCCUUAG